Messenger RNA from Microcebus murinus (gray mouse lemur), 2177 nucleotides. The record is from RefSeq and is a predicted model, not a curated record. NCBI's taxonomy places the organism in Eukaryota, Metazoa, Chordata, Mammalia, Primates, Cheirogaleidae.
CGCUUGCCCUCAACAAAGAUGGCGACACCACUUCCUGUUUGGGGCUUUCGCCUUCAACAAAGAUGGUGCUUAUGGUACAGGUUCCCUAACAGUCUGGAUUCCGGUUGCAGUUUUUCCCUCCCUCCCAAAGAUACGUGGUUGCAGACGGAGAAAUGGACUCCAGAGACAGACAAGUGCUUCGCUCACUUCGCCUGGAGCUGGGUGCAGAGGUUUUGGUAGAGGGACUGGUUCUUCAGUACCUUUACCAAGAAGGAAUCUUGACAGAAAACCACGUUCAAGAAAUCCAAGCUCAAGCCACAGGCCUCCGGAAAACAAUGUUGCUACUGGAUAUCCUACCUUCCAGGGGUCCCAAAGCAUUCAACGCAUUCCUAGAUUCCCUCCAGGAAUUUCCCUGGGUAAGGGAGAAGCUGGAGAAGGCAAGGGAAAAAGCCAUAACUGAGCUGCCUGCAGAGCCCUCUAGGUUCAUCCUGCCAAGUUCAUCCAAUCUUAGGGGCUUUGUACUUGUUGUUUCCUCUUUCUGGAACACUCUGCCCCUAGAUCUUUAUGUGUCUGGCUCUUCAUUCAAGCCCCAGCCCAGAUGACCUCAGAGAGACCUUUUGUGACCUCCCAGACUCUAGAGGUACUCUCUCUGUCUCAGAGUUUCUCUGUUCUGUUCUUUCUAGCACUGAACUGUUCUUUCUCAGUUGUCCCAUGUAGAAAGAGGGACUGAUAAAUAACAGCACAUACUUCAUAGAGUUGUUAUGAGGAUUAAAUUAGUUAAUAUUUAGAAGGGUAUCUGGUGCAGGCUAUGCUCUCAAAUGUCAGCUUUAUUAUUAUAUCACUCUCUACUACCUGUAAUUGUUCUACUUAAUUAUACUAUUAAUAGUUUAUUGUCUUCACCCAUUGCUAGAGUAUCAACUCUUUGCCAGCAAGGACGGCCUUUGCCUAUCUUGUUCACAUCUCACCUGUAUUACCUGUGUGUUGUCAUAUAUAGUAGGUCCUCAACAAGUACUUGUAAAAUCAAUAAGUGAAAGGCAGGAGUGGUCAUACUGAACAGGCUAUAAAAAUAAUUGGUGAGAUGAAAUUAAAGCUUAAGAAAGUUGAAUGCAUUAUAAAAGAUUGUUUAGUUCAAAAUGGGUUUAGGAUUUUUGAUUCAGAAGAAUUCUGUUCUAGGACAUUGAAAGAGCUUGGGGAUAAUUUAUUGUUAAUUUUUAUUUUUAUGGAAUUUUGAAGAGUGGGAAAAUGUUAGAAUUAUGAAGACAGGUAAAUGCAAUUCUGAUUUUCAGAAGUGAGGAAUAUGGGUUUAAAAACUGUAGACUAGGAGCUCUAUGCUGCUUGUGGGAAGAAUUCUAGAAUGGAUUUUCAAAAGGCUGGUUUGUGAAUGCUUAGAAAGGUAUUAUUUAGUGGGAAAAUGGGGCACCCUUAGAGAAAAGAGGCCUGGAGAAACUAAUUGAUUUUUUUUCCAGGUCACCACUGAGUUUUGAAGCAGAACCAAGAUGAGAAUAAAGACUUCCCAAUUCCAGACCAGUAUUCUUUCUGUUCCAAUAGUGUUUUCAAUCUGGGAUCUUACAGCUUCUCAAAGUCAAUGUAAAAUAGAACCUUUUUUGUGUGUGUUUUUAUUUUGGAGAUAAGUAAAAGAAAAAAAAGUCACUUUUGAAACAUUUCUCAGUUGGAGUACAUUGACCCUUGAGAGUUGAAGGACAUAUUCUUUGCGGACCAUGAGAUUUAAUUCUCCCUCCCAUCACUUUAAAAGAGGUCUGUGCAGUACUCUAGAUUCAGAAACUUGGCAUCAUGAUAUUUUGCCAAUUUAUCUGAUUAAUGGUGCCUUUUGUCUGUCUGCAGAAAACACCAUGUGUUCUUCCAUUAGACCCGUGCUGUCCAAUAUGGUAGCCUCUGGCCACAUAUGGCCAUUGAGCAGUGAAAAUGUGACUCCUUUAAAUUGAUAUGUGCUAAAGUGUAAUACAGUAUAAUAUAUUUUAUGUAGCUUAAUAUAUCAAAAAUAUUAUUUCAAUAGAUACUCAAAUUAUGAGCUAUCUAUAUUCUUUUUUCAUAUUAAGCCUUUGAAAUCCAGUGUAUAUGUAUAUAGUCAGCCCUCCAUGUCUACAGGUUCUGUACAGCUGAUUCUAUAUCUAUGGAUUCAACCAAUCUCAGAUUGAAAAUAUUUUUAUGCAUAAAUAACACAAUAAAAAAAAUUUAAA